AUGAAGGUGAGAAAGAAAAUCCUAAAUUUUUGUUCUAAGCUCAAACAAAGAGUUACCAGUAACAAGAAGAAGAAGGUCAAGCAGCAACCAAUACCAAUCCUUCUUGAAGAAAUCAAGCAGCAACCAAUACCAAUCCUUCCUGAAGAAAUCAUCUUCGAAAUUCUACAUUACGAUUCAUCAGCAUUGUUAUCACAAACUAAUGAUGCACCUGUUAAAGAAAUUACUAACCCAUAUAGAAUUUGGUCUGAUUUUGGUGAUCCCGCAUUUAAUGGUUCUUGUAAUGGAUUGGUUUGCUCAAGUCUUUUCAAAGCACAUGGGUUUGGCUAUGAUUCUGAGACUGAUGACUACAAGUUUGUCGAUCUUGGGUGUGUAAGAGGUGAAUCCGAUAAGUCUGAAAUGCAUAUAUAUUCUUUAAGAUCAGAUUCAUGGAAACCAGCGAAAUACAUCCCUUACGUGUGUAAAGCAGAUGUACUAGUACCAGGGCUGUUCUUUAAUGGAUCUCUUCAUUGGUUUGCAAAAUCAUGUUUACAACGAAACAACCCUUCCUCAUCCUACUACAAAGUCUUAAUUGCUUUGGAUGUUGUAAAAGAGGUUGUCCGAGAAGUAUCACAGCCAGAAAAUUUGGAUGCAGAGAAAUUUGCUGAUGUUAAAUAUGUGGAUGUGUUGAGUGGGUGUCUUUGUAUGCUUUGCAGCACACCUGUGGAUGGUUUUGAAGUAUGGAUGAUGAAGGAUUAUGGAGUACCAGAAUCUUGGAUUCAACUUUAUAAAAUUUCUCAACUGAAAGUUAUUCAGCAUGUUCAACCGAUUCAGUACCUUAGGAGGAUAAAGUAUUUAAAAAAUGGCCAGAUUCUAGUGCAGAUUAAAUAUCAUUCGGGGUCCGCGGUGAUGUUGAGGUUUUGGUUUUGUAUGACCCAAAGGAUGAAAGAGCAAGGGUUUUGA
Messenger RNA from Papaver somniferum (opium poppy), 939 nucleotides. RefSeq names its product F-box protein CPR1-like. The record is from RefSeq and is a predicted model, not a curated record. The coding region runs from base 1 to 939 and encodes 312 amino acids. The transcript is spliced from 3 exons. Lineage: Eukaryota; Viridiplantae; Streptophyta; Magnoliopsida; Ranunculales; Papaveraceae.